Malus domestica (apple) is the source of this 1068-nucleotide messenger RNA. RefSeq lists its product as uncharacterized. NCBI's taxonomy places the organism in Eukaryota, Viridiplantae, Streptophyta, Magnoliopsida, Rosales, Rosaceae. The record is from RefSeq and is a predicted model, not a curated record.
ACAUUGAAAAAUCUCUCCGAUACAAAAAAAUCUCUCCAAUACAAGUUUUCUGGGUCUCUAUCACUCGCAGAGAGCCAUGAUCCACCGCACUUUCAGAUCCGCUCCCGUGAUCGGCCGAGUACAGAAAUGCGUUGCCAUGUUCCACCGUGCAAUCGGCGGACAAGCAGAAGCCCACGCGAAAGCCAAGUCAGAAUCGGUCCAGGAGCAGAAGAGAGGGACUCGUAAUCGUCGUAUUCAUCACAAGGCAAUAGAACCAAAAAUUCGUGGAGAUGUAACCAAAAAACCAGAGAGUCGUGGUGAAGUGAUUCGUAUGGGACGUGCCAGUCUUGUGGAUGAUCCUGUUGCGGUGUGGCCCAAGGAAAGAAGGACUUCGAAGCAGAAUUAGCAGCAGCAAAACUUAAAUAUGGUCCUUGUGGAGUUUGCGGAAAGGAGAAAGACCACAGGCUUGCUGAUUGCCCUUACAAAAAACAUAUCCCAAACCCUCUGGAGGUAACUGUUCUUGAUGGUAGGUAUGGAAUAGUUUGUAAGUGUUGUGGUCAACCUGGUGGGCACCCUGGUCGCCGGGGCUGGACUGGACGUGCUAUUCUCAAGUUUUGUAGCCAUUGUAUAGUAUGGGGUGAGCACUGGACUGCAGAUUGCCCGUGUGUUGAGCCCGAUGAAGUUGAGAAAUGGAGAAAGGACAUUAAAGAGGUUGAAUGUUAUUGUUUGAGAGAGGAACCCGAGAAAGAAGAAUUUCUGGACUUAGAACCAUAUUUUAGGGCCGUGCAAAGGAAGGAUGAGGAAAAUGAAUAUGAUGCUUGAGGAAAGGAAUGAGGGACGUGGAGCCUGGGGAACUUGAGGAAUCAUAAACCGAUGCUGCCGCUGCUAUUGAAAUUUGGAGGGCGCGAAGCUUUCCUUUUUCAGGCUUUUAAUUAUUAUGACUUAAAUUAACGUUGAACGCAUGUUAGUGUCGUGUUAAAUUACUGGUCUUGUUUGAAGUGCCAUUACUUAUCUGUUAAGUAUGAAUGAUAUAUGGGAGUCCAUUUUACUAUCUAAGAGGUUGGUUGGUUGUGGGAGAGCCCCAAAAGA